Messenger RNA from Rosa rugosa (rugosa rose), 833 nucleotides. Its product is annotated as NDR1/HIN1-like protein 26. The record is from RefSeq and is a predicted model, not a curated record. The transcript has a single exon. Gene Ontology annotation, biological process: defense response to other organism. NCBI's taxonomy places the organism in Eukaryota, Viridiplantae, Streptophyta, Magnoliopsida, Rosales, Rosaceae. Bases 11 to 679 code for a protein of 222 amino acids.
CUCCAAAAUAAUGUACUCCUCCCGGUUGCCGGUGUCAACCCCGCAGCCCCAACCCAUUAAGCGUCAGCACACUGCCCGGUACUACGCCCACCGCGUCAAAGAAAGCCUCACCACCCGGCUGUCCAAGUUUAUAUGUACCAUUUUCUUGGCUCUCCUUCUUGUUGUUGGUAUACUAACUUUCAUACUAUGGCUUAGUUUCCGUCCUCACCGGCCCAGAUUUCAUAUCCAUCAAUUUUCAGUACCCGGUUUGAACCAAGCAACGGGGUUCGAAAAUGCAGAGAUAACGUUCAAUGCCUCCGCCCGUAAUGCGAACCAUAAUAUCGGAAUAUAUUAUGAUCAGAUGGACGGGGCAGUUUACUAUAAGGACCAACGGAUUGGAUUAAUCUCAUCAUUGUUGCCACCAUUUUAUCAAGGGCCGAAGAACACAACAAUCGUACAUGGAUCGUUUACAGGGGCAAGCUUGACGGUAAGUAGCCAACGUUGGACGGAGUUCAUGAAUGAUCGUGCAAAAGGGACGGUUGUGUUUCGCCUAGAUUUAACGUCGGCGAUUAGGUUUAAGAUUUCCACCUGGACUAGUAAGCGCCACCGUGUUCACGCCAACUGUGAUGUUGAUGUAGGCCAGGAUGGCCUGAUCCUGGCCAUUUCUAAAGAUAAAAGAUGUCCUGUCUAUUUCACUUAGAGUUGGAGAAAUCUUUGUUUUUCCUUUUGUAAUUGAAUAUUUCUAGUUGCUUUUGGGGUUAUUGGGUUUGGUUCGUUUAUAUUUGUAUAGUGACCAGAAGUUUGUGACUUCAUUUGUUGCAUACAUAAUUAAAUUGGUUCAAAUGAUAUCUAAU